AUGUCUGCCCCAGGUUCGGGUCCUUCCGUUCCCCCCACGCCUGAUGUGACUGCGAUGAAUCCUGAGCGGGUUCGGAUGCUCUCUGAGGCUCCUCGAGAGAAAUCUCCCAAGCCGGCACCUGUGGUCAAGAGAGAGGAGUCUUUAGUUCCUUUCAGGGUCACAGGCGCUAAUAGAGAUGCCUUGGGUGACUGGUCUAACCGUUCCUCCCGGGGCUCUCAGAAAUCUGAUGGAGGCUCCAUCAAGCGGUCCAUCAGCGAGCUCAUGAUGGAGGCCAAGGAGAAACGUGCGCAGCAGGAGAAGAAGCCAAAAAUCGCUCCCGUCAAAAAGUACUACACCGAUAUUCAGCCCCUUGGUCGUGCUCCUCUACCAGACGACUCCACCCAUUACCUUACUUCACUCUUGCGAAACCGCAACUUGAACCUCUGCUUGCAGGCCGCUCCCAACAAGAAGAAUGAUGCGCCUGGCAAACCCAAGACAUAUACCUUUCUCAUCUCCAAUGCUGGAAUGGUCCAGCAUGAGAAGCUGUCCAUGCUGGGCCAUACUCGAGCUCUCCCUCUAUCCCUUCAUGAUCAGGACAUUUCUUCUUCAGACGGUGCCAUCACCCGCACCGUGAUUGGCGAGUUGCUCGAAGAUGUCUGGCCUAGACUCACAAAGAGUGACAAGUAUUCGUACGCCAGGCAACUCCGCAACCUCCUCCACAAGAUGCGGAAUGAGAGCAAGCAGGGACCAAAUUAUCCCCUAGGGUCUAUCGAGUCAGGAACAUACAGUUUGCUUCAAGACAAGCAUCCUGACCAUACCUACUAUGCAAUUCGUCCAAGCCCCAGCCAGAAGCAGUUCAUGGCACUUCUCAUGUCAACUUUGUAUGAGUCGGUGCCGAAAGCUGUGGCCAAGGCCUUGAUCACUCAAUUUCGCAAUGAUUAUCCUUCGGUUCUCACCCAUGGGGCCUUGUGCCCCAAGAACAUUGUUGUCUCCAACAACACCAUCAGCUGGAUCCUUGGCUGGGACUGCGCAGGACAGUAUCCAGUUUGGUGGGAGUACGCGCGGUUCUUCGAGGCGAGAACUACCGAGGCGAACAGUGACUGGUAUAGUUACGCAGCUGAGAUCUUUGAAGAGGAGUUCCCGGCUGAGUUGGCGGCCUACCAGGGAAUUGCGAGAUGUCAGCAGCCCUGAUCUUGAGACUUGUGACAUGGCGAUUUUGUUUGCGCAAGCUGAGGCAACAUUUUGUGUCUCACUGGCGUCGGGUGGACGCAACACGCGGCCGAACUCAGAAGGAAUCGGUGUAGCUUCCAGCAAAUGGCAAAGUUUUAUAUCUUGAAGAUGCACGGGCUGAUUGAUCAGGGUUAUCGGAAAGAGUCACGACUCCUGGUUUGGAGAAUCCCUAUGGGAUGCGAUGGUGGAAACACAGGAUCAUAGAUAGCAGUAUCGGAUGUUGUAAGCCUUGGUUGAAGGCUCAUCAGGGAGCUAGGAAGCUUCUGACAUUUAAUAAAAGUGUUGAAAGAUAACCGGCCUGAAGUCUUCCUUAGUUAUACUAAGCUUACCUGAGGCUUCAUUACUAAGAAUAUAGGUCUCAAGUUUCCUUGCCUCCUGGAGACUGCGCAUGUCUACUCUUUUCAAGUUCUC
Fusarium odoratissimum NRRL 54006 is the source of this 1620-nucleotide messenger RNA. RefSeq lists its product as uncharacterized. The record is from RefSeq and is a predicted model, not a curated record. The coding region runs from base 1 to 1170 and encodes 389 amino acids. The transcript is spliced from 2 exons. Lineage: Eukaryota; Fungi; Ascomycota; Sordariomycetes; Hypocreales; Nectriaceae.